Metarhizium brunneum ARSEF 3297 is the source of this 4065-nucleotide messenger RNA. RefSeq names its product Nucleolar pre-ribosomal-associated protein 2 (gene URB2). The record is from RefSeq and is a predicted model, not a curated record. Gene Ontology annotation, cellular component: nucleolus. Gene Ontology annotation, biological process: ribosome biogenesis. NCBI's taxonomy places the organism in Eukaryota, Fungi, Ascomycota, Sordariomycetes, Hypocreales, Clavicipitaceae.
AUGGAUAACACGGACCUCAUCAAGACCGUUAGAGGUCUGGACCAAAAUGGCCCUGGAGACGAUGGUCAAAACCUCCAGCAGCUUUGGAACUUCCUAGCUGCGGCAGCGGAUAACCAGUUUCAUGCUGCAGAAGAAAGCAGCUUACGGUGGCUGUUGAAAUCCAUGAACGGCACUUCAGAAGCGGCCGAGACGUUGCGCCGGUACCCUCUCACUUGGACGAUUCUCGACCGUGUCUUCCAAAGAAUCCCGUUGUUUUCACUGGCAAAAUCGCUGGCGGAUAGAAAAUUUAUGGCAGUUCUGCAACAGACGCUAAAAGAUGUCUCGAAGCCAGUUGGCUCUACUGAACAAACUACUCCGACUAAACGAAAGCGUUCGACACUCAUUGCCUACUCGGUCGACGCUCUGCGAAGCAUAAAUGGGUGCCUGGAGACUGCUCAGACUCUGUUCAUAGCAGUGAAGUCACUGUUAAAUCGCUUAGACAACACAUUGGAGACAUUCUCGCGAGACAAGAUUGGAGCCGAACAUAUUAGGUCUCUCUUCUGUACAUCGGCCGUAGAUGCCACAGCAAUUGCAGCGCCGGCGUUUAAAAUAUGCGAAAAUCUCUUAUCCAGCGACUCACACGACCAAAUAAAAGGGUGCGAAGAUUGGAUUCAAACAAUUUCAUCAGUUUGGGACCUUCAUCUCCAGGGCACGGAUGAUGUCGUGAAUGUGGCAAUAUACCUGUUCCGACCUGCAUCAGUCAUUCUAGCAAAUGUUGGGCCGUUUUCUUCUGCAAAUCGAGCUCAGGUACGCGAUAGCCUGAAGGAGAAAUGGUCAUCGGAUAUGCAGGCAUUCAUGCAUCGCAACUUUGCUCUCCCCGGACGAGGCGCCUUCAUCAACCAUCGAACUCUCGAAGCUUUUACGACUGCUCUGGAGAUAUGUAAAGGUAUAAUUCAUCUGGCCGCUCCUGCGUUGUACUUCAUCGCAUCGAGCACAUACAAGGAUGUAGCCGACAGUGGACUUCGCAAGGACAAUGUUGCGUGGAUUAAAGAAACGUUUCAAGCUGUUGAGCUGGCAAUCGCGAGGAGACAAGAUCGUCACAUUCUCAUGGAGAGUAUUUUAGAGCAAGCAUUGGGAAAUUCUGCCCCAGUUGGUGUAGACGACCUGCGUCGGGUGUGUCGGGAUUACGCCUUACAAGACGACGGUACCCGCUGGUCCUUGGUGUCAAAGAUUGCUCAGUGCGAAACAGAUGUGUUCCAAAUAUCUGACGACAGUAUUGAGCUGCGAAAGGAAAUCUGUGACAGAAUCAUCAAAGAAGACAAUGACGAAAGCAAUAAAAAGGCAAUUGUGGAAGUGAUUGGGGCGAUUCAAGAUGGAUUCCGCACUCAUCGAGACCUGCCAAGCUUCUUGCGGUUAUGGUUUCAGCAACUUUCGGAUACCGAGAGACAGAAUUUUCGUGCGGAUUCGGCUUGGAUUACUUUUAUUCGGGAGCGAUCUCAAAAGGACUCGCUCACUUCCAUUAUCGAGACUGGAAUGUCUCCUCAGCGUCUGAAUGAGGUUGUUGCAUGGGUGAAGGAAAAUUCAUCAAAACAAAAUCCUCAAGCGACUGUAUUAUUUGCAUCUACUGUUGUUCAGUCGUUACAUAGUGAACAAUACGUCGAUGCCAUUGGGCGGCAGCUGUUCGAUUUGGUGGAGGGUUUGAAGGCUUCUACUCCUUUGACGGCUUUGCGAUGGCGAGUUGUGUCAAUGACUGUUUGGUGCGUGGCUCCAGAUGAAAGGCAAGGAAUUUGGGGCGCGGUGAAGAAGCGUCUUACCAAGGCUUUGGAAAAGUCGCCAAUCCUGUCCGCGGAAGCGUACGAAGCCUUCAGAUGCUGCUACGAAAUUUGGGAUUCUGUGUCCCCUGAUGGACCUUGGGUCGAAGAGCCUGCGGGCUUGACCGAAGCAUUCACGAAAAGACUCGCGGUUGAAAUGAGCUCUGCCUGUGUUCUGAAGGGUACUCUAUUCUCAACAGCGCUUGGCUUGGCUAGUGAAGCGGUCUUCAAUGAAGACUAUGGUUACGAGCAGUACAUUGCCUGGUUAUUGAACGGUUCCAGCCGAUUCAACAAACUCUACAUGUCUAAGGCAGGCGAGUUGCCGCCCGCACUCGGUGAAGUAAUUGCAUCACGCAAAUUGAGUACAGACGGGUUGGCUAUUCUGUGGGCGGCAUUGAUACGGAAUGAGACCAAUCUCAAUGAAACGAAGCUUUCGCAUGGUCUAGUUGAUCGCCUACUCGCGGCUUUUGACGAAUCUGGAAAGGAGAAGAACUGGCCGGGUGAAAAGGGGCAAAUGUGGAUGAGAGCGCUAUCAAGUAUCCCCUUAGACUGCUUCGAUCGUGAUCAGCGAGAAAAGCUUACGACGAUACUGGCUAAGCGACAGUCAAUGCUGACAGAACCUGCCACCAAGGACGAUGUGAACAGUUGGAAGCUGUUAUUAAGCCUGAUAUGCAAGAUUAUGAAACGACCUACAUUUCACGAGGGCAUGCGAUUCUCAGACUUGGUGGAAGCAUCUCAGACGUUGUCCCAUCUUUCGAUGACAUCGGAAGACAGCAUCGAGACAAUCCUGGAGGUCAUUGAGAGGUUUUCUCACAUGGCUUCUUUAGUCAUAAAGCAAAUGGCAGGUCACGUCGAUGAGCGAAGUGCCAAGUACUUCCGCGAAGCCACUACAUUCGUGUCGAUUUGCGAGAAGCAAGCCGAUGGCAGUAGUGACCACAAGCUUGACUUGCCAGCCCUCCACAUGACUCUACUGAAAUCCCUCGGCACUGAGCUUACUCAGUCUGUAAACGCCCGAUCAAACACGGACUUUGCGCCUUUAUUGACCACGACACGAAAAGCUUUAUCGAAAUGCAUCACGAAAGUCAUCAAAUUUUGUGUCUCGGAAAAAAAAGUACUAGAGCUCUCUAGUCUGCCUGUCGAUAUGAGCAUUAUGGCCGCUGUGGAUGCCGCUGCAGCCACGGAGUUCUCUGAUAAAAAUGACUUGAAGUCAUCUUCUAUAAGAAAACUAGAAAAAAGAACUAAACAGGCGAUGCAGGAUGGUGAUUUGCGAGCAUGGAAGAUUCAAACAUUUCUUCGCGCGUACUUAUCAGACAAGCUUGAGGUAUCGCAUCCAACCACUUUCGACGACCUGAAAAAUCUGCCUCACCGUAUGCGAGAGGUGGUGCUCAGGGAGCUUGUCCAAUCCGUGUCUGCUAACAUGGACGGCUUGUCGAAAUUGGCGUACUUGAGAGAGCUGCUGAGAGAGCUGAAAGGAGGCUGUAAUACGGAUGGUCAGUUGCUUGCCAUUGAGUAUCUGGCAAAUCAAAUUAUUGAAUCAUCCGACUUCCAGCUUCAGACUGAUGACGGUUUCAACAUCGGUAUGGUCCACAGUGAUUUGACCUCGUUGCUUCUGCGCAAACCAUCCAAUUCCAACAUCAUCUGCCGCAUCCUGCGAGCUCUUCUAGAGAAACGGCCGCAGUUAAUGAGCCAAUGGAACAUUGAAAUUACCCUGAGCACUGUAUCUGAUCUCGCAUCGGACCGCCAUGCCGGCGAGAGCACUACAUCCUAUCCUUGGCUUUGCAAACUGGUCGAAGUAAUUAUUAAGAAGCACCGUUUGCGACUUGAAGGGCAUUUCCACCUGCUCUUGAGCACGUUGCAAGCCUUGCUGCAGAAUCUCAUCAAGAGUCAACAGCACUCCACAGCAACAGACAACUUGGCUCAAGAAGCCAAGGCCCAGUUGUAUGCCCGUCUCGUCACCCUGAUUUGCGAGCCUACCGUCGGAGCUGUCUCCCGUUCGCAGCUUCACAGUUCGCUGGACUCAGCUACCGAUGCCGCCAAGCGAUCUGCCGGCCGACACAUGUACCUCAUUCUGGUACACUAUGUCAAGCUGCAGCUCGAAACGAGCGUGUCAACAGAAGUACGUGAUGCGCUUGAACAGGCUAUGAAUUCCAUCUUCGACAUUACGCCCCCUGAAGGAAGAAAGAUUCUCAACGACACAAUGGAUAGCAGUGGCAGAGCGAUAUUGCGAGAAAUGUUUAAGAGAUAUGUCAAAUUCGGUAAAUGGAGUGGCGUUUGA